AUGAGUAGUGAAGUAUAAGUGAAUAUAAGCUAGAAUUAAGUUACUCAUAAACUACCAAGAAAUUCAAAGCUAAAACACUCAACAAGCACUGAGAUACAAAAAAGAAGGCACUCUUCUGUUGAUUGCUAAUAAUUUUAGUUAGAGAGCUUGUAAAAGAGUGGAGAAAGCGAUAUAAAUUAAGAUGGUGUUUACUAAAGAAAAAAAUUAAGUAAAAGAUCUGAUUCAAUGUAGAUCAUUAGGUCACACUCUUCAUCUAAGUGUGAGAGGAUUUUAGAUUAAAGUAAUUUAAUUGGUUAAGGAGAAGUAAAAAAUUAACUCAUCAUAGCCAAAGUUGCAAAAGAAUUAGAAUUCAAAAGCGAAGAAUGCGAAAGAUUAAAAUUAAAAUUACAACAAAAAGACGAAGAAGUUCAGGAGGUUGAACUGAAAAACAUUGAAAAUUAGCUUCUUAAGGGGGAUUUAAACUAUUCAAAAAGUGUUAUAAAAGAUCUUAAGAAGAAGCUGAAAAGUGUUUAAUAAACUACUCAAUAAAAUAACAGUGCAAUUUCUGCAGAAAUAUAAGAAAAUAUUUUGUCUCUGAUUUAAGAGAAUGAGUAAUUGUAUUUAAAAAAUGAUAACCUAAUAAAAGAGUGCUUGAAAUAUCAAGAUCAAGUAAAAAAAUAUAAAGCUUUGAGUUCAAAAGUUGUUAUUUGUUAAAGCUGUUAAAAAAAUUAAUUAAUGAGCUCAUACAAUAAAGAAGAACUUUCUGAACUAAAUAGAAAAAUAGAUUUACUUUCUAAAAGCCAAACAGAAGCAGAAAAAACUAUAUCAGACUAUGAAGAGAAAACAAAAUUCUACAAAAUUUAGAUUUAAUCUUUGUAAGACAGAGAGGUUAAAGAGAGAGAAUAAAUUCUGAAUGAAAUGAAUAGAUUAAAGUAAGAGCUUGAAUUCCAUGGAACGUUGGAACUAAAGAGGUAAGAGGAAAUAGAAAAACUGAUAAAAAUCAUUCAAAUGAAAGAUUAAAUUGAAGUAGAAUAGUAGAAAACAAGAAUAGAGGUUGAAAAACUUCACUAGGAAAUAGUAUAAAAGAGUAAUGAAAUAAAUUAUUAAAAAGAAAACUUGUAAAAAAAUGAGUAGAAUUUGAAGAAUAAAGAGGAUCUUAUAAGUCACCUCAGAAAUUUAAAUGAUUAGUCAUCAAAACAAUUGAAAGAAGAGAUAGAUAAGUUAAAUAGAGAAAAAAAUUUGAUUUUAUAGGAAAGCAGCAGGUUUUAAGAAUACAAUGAUAGAUUGGAAAAUUAAUUAAUAACAACUAAGGAAGAUUUAAAGAAAGUUAAUGAGAUUUUAAUAGAGAAAUAAUAGCAGUUUUUGGCUGAGAAAGAAACAUUUAGGGAAGAGAAAAGCAGAGACUUGGCUGAAUUGAAUAAAAUUAAAAAUCAACUACAAAAUGAAAUAAACAACAUUUAGCAUGAAAAGGAAUUAGCAUUUAUUGAGAGAGAGAAAUAUAAAAAUGAAAAAAAUAAAUUGAUUUCUGAAAAUCAAACUAUACAAAGAGAAUAUGAAAAUAUUAUUUAGUAGAAUAAAUUACUUUUAAAUGAAAAGCAAGAUCUCAUUUUAUAAAAGCAGCAGCUUUAGUAAGAGAAAUAGCUUUUGUAGCAAGAUAAAUCUUAGUUGCAGCAAGAAAAAUAAUAGCUUUAACAAGAAAAAGUUCAAAUGCAUCAAGAUAGAUCAGCUUUAAUUAGAGAGAAAUAAUAAUUGUUAGGUGAAAAAGAAACCCUUUUGCAAGAAAAAAAGGUGCUAGUGUAGGAUAAAGAGUAGCUUAUUAACCAAAAAAAAUCACUUACUUAAUAGAAUUAAAUUGUUAAUAAAGAAAAAACUAUUUGCAGCGAAGAAAAUAAGCAGUUGCUAACAAAAAGAAAUGAAGACUAAUUAAAAAUUAAAAAGUUAACUGAAGAAUUAGAAAAUUUAUAGAAUGAAAACAGUAAGUUGGUAGAAGAAAGUUUUAAGUUAUCUCAAAGACAAUAGACUGUGCCAAAUCAUGAAGUAUAAAAUACAUAAUCAUUAUCUUCUAUGCAAGUUCUAAAAAGUUAGUACGAAUAGUUGCUAAAAGAGAAACAAAGUUAAUUAGAAGAUAAAAUUAAAGAAAUUAGCAAAUUCAAAUAGCAACUGGAUGAUAAAGAAAUAGAACUUAACGAAGUGAAUUAAACUCUUAAGAUUGUUUAGGAGUAGCACUAAGAAAAUAUUUAAUCAGCUGAUAAAGUUAAAUAACUCACUUAAGAAAAUUCAUAAUUAGAAAUAAAAUUAAAAACUAUUUAAGAAUCUAUUGAAGUAUUCAAAAAGAAAGCUCUUUUAUCUGAAGAGCAAGAGAAAACUAUAACUAAUUUACUAACAGAAAAUCAGAAAUUACAGUAGACCUACAAAUAGUUAUUAAAUAGCAGUUAGCAAGUGCACCAAAUUUCAUCUAAUUUUUUGCAAUACAGCUCUAAUUCAACUGAAGAAACUAAAUAGGCUUAUAACAAUCUUUAAAUUACUAUAUAGCAGUUAUAAGAAAGACUCAGAGUCUGUGAGGCUCUAAUUGAAGAGAAAAAAAAAGAAAUAGAAGAGUUCAAGAGCAACACUUAUUUUCCUCUGCUAGAAGAAUGCUCGAAUUACAAAUCACAAAUUACUCAGUAAAAAUCUCUGAUUCAGUAAUUGGAAAAUGCCUUUCUAAAUAGAGAAAAAGACUUUUAAAAAUAAAUGAAAAUGAUGAAACUAAAAAUUGAAAAAGAUAGCAAAAGUUAAAAUGCUGUAAAUUAAAUGUAAAAGAAAUUAAAAUAAAAAGACAAUUAAAUUUUCUCUAUUGAAAGCUCACAGCAAAUAAAAUAAUCAACUUAAGAAUCCUGCUCAAAUUAUAUUCAAAGUAACUGCUCAAAUUUUAUUCAAGACAACUGUUCAAAUUUUAUUCAAGGUAACUGUUCAAAUUAAAUAUAAUAAUUUGACAUGCUAAAUACGAAAGGUCUAAACAGCUAGAGCUAGGAUGAACACGAUUUAACUAAUUUAAUUUGUAAAUCUUCAAUCGAUAUUUAAAAUUCUGAUGUAAAUAAGCCAGAUUAAUAUCCAACUUGUUUAAAUUUGAAUGAAAGAAUGCUGAUUAAAGCAGAGGAAAUUCAGUAAAAUAGCUAAUUUAGAAAUAAUUCCAUAGAUAAUUCAGAAAAAUUGAAUGAAAAGUAUUUUACAUGUAAGUAAUAAAAAGAUAAUAUUUUAGAUAUCAAAGAUUAUCAAUAAAAAUUAGCAAGUAAUAAUUCAAGUGCUUAAAAAAUUAGCCAAGAGAGCAGUAAUAGUUGCUAAAAAACUAUGAGUAGAACUCCCUCUUAUGUAAAGAUUUCUAAUUAAGAUUUAAUCAGAGAAUAGCACAUAAGAAGCAGUCGCUUGUAAGCUUCAUCAAGCUCUUUAACUAGAAGAAACUCAAAUAUAUUUAAUAAUGAUAAUAACCUUUCGUAUAUUCCUAUCCCUAAUAAUGAUAAUAACUCUUAGAAGCAGCUUUAACAAAUUUCAAAGAACUCAUCAUCUUAAAAGUUAAUUAAUAUUUCAGAUAAUUAUUCAAGCCUUGAAAAAAUAACAACCAAAUAAAAUAAUAAUAAUUAUAGUAUACAAAAGUCAUCUUCUAGAGAUAAGAAUAUUGACAAAAAUUAUAUUCAAAAUAAAUAAACAGAGGAAUUUAAAAGAAAAAGCUCUAAAGAUCUUGUCAAUAAUAAUAAAUUAAGGCAUUCUUUUGAUAUACCAUCUCAAUAAGGGUAAAAUGAAAAUUGUUAACAAUUAUAAAUUAGUUAAAAGCAAGAUAAUUUAAUAUCUAUGCUUAAGGAGAAGGUUGCUAAUAUUUCUUUGCAAAACAAAAAGCAACCUUUAAGCUAGAAUUAUCAGAACUAAUCUAAUAAAUAAUUUACUUAAAUACCUAAGCCUCAUAAUAACUCGACCAUAAUUAGCUAUGAUUAGUAUAACAAUAGCAUAUUAGAAAAAUCAUAAGUAAUUAAUAUUUCUAGCAAUCAUACAGCAGAACAAAAUUAUUUAUAUCAUAAUUCUAACGAAAAACCAAUCUACUAUCACAAUAAAACCAUGAAUUCAACUUAAGAUGAAAAUUAAGCUCCCUUUAAUAACUCAAAUAGUUUCUUUAAAAGUCAAUAAUUAUGUGCCCCAAUAAAUAAAAGAACAAAUUCUUUCCAAUUCAAAAAUGAUUAAAACAACAGCAAAAACUUCUUCUCAAAUGUCUCAGCAUUUGAUUUUAGUCAAUACAAUAAAUGA
This is a messenger RNA of Tetrahymena thermophila SB210, 4251 nucleotides long. RefSeq lists its product as hypothetical. Lineage: Eukaryota; Ciliophora; Oligohymenophorea; Hymenostomatida; Tetrahymenidae. The record is from RefSeq and is a predicted model, not a curated record. The transcript has 4 exons.